This is a messenger RNA of Homalodisca vitripennis (glassy-winged sharpshooter), 486 nucleotides long. Its product is annotated as rRNA 2'-O-methyltransferase fibrillarin-like. The coding region runs from base 1 to 486 and encodes 161 amino acids. The transcript has a single exon. NCBI's taxonomy places the organism in Eukaryota, Metazoa, Arthropoda, Insecta, Hemiptera, Cicadellidae. The record is from RefSeq and is a predicted model, not a curated record.
AUGCAGAUCGAGCAGAGUGAGAGCUGGACUGAACCACCACAGCAGACAGAUGACUGGAAUGAAAACUCCAAUGAUGGAUUCCAGACAGCAGGUGGUCGUGGGGGUGGAAGAGGUGGACGAGGACGUGGAGGAGGUGGGGAGCGUGGUAGGGGAGGUCCCCGAGGUGGCCGAGGGGGCUACCAGAACGGCAGAGGAAACUAUAAUAACCAAAACAACCGAGGUGGUGGUGGUGGCUAUUACAACCGUAACAAUAAUGGAGAGGAACGCAACAACUUCUACCAGAAUGGUUACCAAGCUCGAGGUGAUGGCGAGCGAGGCUACAGAGACAACAGGGAAGGCGGACCCAGGCGUGGUGGACCCCGUGGCGGUGUUGGUGGCGGCGGCCAGGAUCGGAGACCCAGACCAGACCGUGGAGGUCCCAGAGGCGGUGGAGGCAGGGGAGGCAGCGGCAACCCUCGUGGCGGAAAUCGAGGAAACCGCCAAUAA